AUGUCUUCUGCAAUUGAUAAUCUUUUCGGUAAAAUUGAUGAAAAAAAAAUAGAAUCUGCAGUAGAUAAACUAUUCAGUUCAUCUUGUGGUCCUAUUAAUAAAAUAGAAGUCAAAAGUAAAACCCGUACUGUUCUUCCUGAUUCCAAGAAGAGAGAAAGAACAAUCGAAGUUGAUCGAGAAAGGCUAGAAACAAACAAGUCAGAUGUUUCAGUGGAACAGACUGAAGAAGCUGCACUUCCAAUAAUAAAAAAAGCCAAAAAAGUUAAAAAGGGCGAUGAAAAUGAAGAUUUGGAAGCCCGCUAUUAUGCAAAAUUACUAGAUGAAGGGUCUAAGAAUGAAGAUGAUAAAUUAGUUGCAACAACGAAGGUUGUUGAACCCUCUGCACCAGUGACAUCAGCUGCAAAGAAAGUCGAUUUUAAAGAAAAUGAACUAGAAAAAGCAGAAAGAACUGUUUUCAUUGGUAACAUCUUGAGUACGGUAAUUACGUCUAAAAAGGUUUACAAAGAAUUCAAGAAACUUUUUGGUACAAAUCCAAUGACAAAAGCUGAGGACUCUGACAAUGAGAACGAAGAAGAAGUUCCUAAGAAAGAUAAUUCUAAUCCAUUUGCUAUUGAAAGUAUAAGAUUCAGAUCUAUUUCGUUUGACGAAGCUCUUCCUAGAAAAGUUGCAUUUGUACAACAGAAAUUUCACAAGUCUAGGGAUACAGUAAACGCUUACAUCGUUUAUAAGAAUAAGUCUGCUGUGAGACAGAUCUGCUCGAAAUUGAAUGCUAUCGUUUUCCAAGAUCAUCAUUUAAGAGUUGACGCAGUCGCUCAUCCAUCUCCACACGACAAGCAACGUUCUAUUUUUGUAGGUAACUUAGAUUUUGAAGAAAUCGAAGAAAGUUUGUGGAAACAUUUUGGUUCAUGCGGCGAUAUUGAGUAUGUUCGAAUUAUUAGGGAUUCAAAGACGAAUAUGGGUAAAGGGUUUGCCUAUGUUCAAUUUAAAGAUCUACAAAGUGUGAACAAAGCACUUUUAUUGAACGAAAAACCCAUGAAGUCUCAGAAACACGAAGACGAAGAUUCAAAGAAACCAGUGAAGAAGGCAAGAAAGUUGCGUGUCUCCAGAUGUAAAAACAUGAAGAAGGGUACCACCAUCGGGACCGGCCUGGAAAGAAAUGGUUUGACGGAUUUACAAAGAACCAAAGCUGGUAGAGCUAAGAAGGUUUUAGGUAAGGCCGAUAGAGCUACUCUAGGUCAAGAAAUAACCAUCGAAGGUUUGAGAGCCAAGAAGGGCGAAGGUUCUACCCAUUUGAAGAAGAGAAAACAAAGAUCAGCUACAGGUAGAGUGACGAAGAGAUCGAUAGCAUUCAAGAAAGCUCAAGUUGAAAAGGCCAAGAAAUAG
This is a messenger RNA of Saccharomyces mikatae IFO 1815, 1383 nucleotides long. RefSeq names its product rRNA-processing protein NOP12 (gene NOP12). Lineage: Eukaryota; Fungi; Ascomycota; Saccharomycetes; Saccharomycetales; Saccharomycetaceae. The record is from RefSeq and is a predicted model, not a curated record. Gene Ontology annotation, molecular function: RNA binding. The transcript has a single exon. Bases 1 to 1383 code for a protein of 460 amino acids.